CAGCAACAACAACAAAAAACAAUGAUGGUUUUAUUGCCACGACGUACUGAAGAUCAAGAACAUGCCCAUCGUCGUAUUGAAAUUGUUCAUAAUUAUGCGAAAUUGAAAUCCUAUGAAGAUGACACCUCAGAUAGUCAAUCGCCAAAUGGUAGCCGUAACAGUAGCUACUUAGAUGAUGAGGAAGAUGACGGCGACGAUGAUAACGAAGAAGACGACUAUGGUGAAGAUGAUGACAUGAAUGAUGCUGAUUAUGAUGCCGAAGAAGAUGAAAUGAUCGAUUUGGAUGGUGUCUACGAAGACAUAAUUAAACGUAGAAAAUAUCCCAAAUUACAGAAACAAACAUCAAUGGAUGUGGGUGGUGCAUUUAGUAGAAUGGUGGAAAAACAAACAAAACCCAAUGCUACGACGACUACUAGUACAACUUAUAAUAAUAUUAAUAAACGGUGCCCAAAUUUGACGAUCCCACAAACAAAACAUCACACAAUAACCAGAAAGGAACAUAGCGAUGAAGAUGGUGAUAUUCAUGUUGAUGUAGAUGUGGAAACAAUAGAUAAUCCUAAUUUACUAAAUCCCACCAUAGCUACAGCAACAAUAACCAAUUGUGGAAUAUCUAGGGGUGGUGAUUCUGUUGUGAAUAAGCCCGAUCAUCAUGCUCGUCGUCCAAUGAAUGCCUUUUUAAUAUUUUGUAAACGUCAUCGUGCUAUUGUCAAGGAACGUUAUAAGAAUUUGGAAAAUAGGGCUAUAACAAAAAUCUUGGGUGAUUGGUGGGCAUCACUAGAUGCCAGUGAUAAAGAAUGUUUUACGAAUUUGGCUCAACAGAACAAAGAUGCCUUCUUCUCAGCGAAUCCCAAUUUUAAAUGGUACAAACUGCCAGCACCACCCCUACGUACUCUAAAUAUACGUCCAAAUCAAAUUGCCGAAGGUGGUGGCAACGGAGAUAUAAUGGAGAAUGGUGAUGGCUGUGGCAAUUAUCAUCACCACCACAUCACCACUGCAUCACACAGCAAUAGAAAUUAUUUCAAAUUAGCUGAUGAGGCACAAAUGGGCGAUUUAAGUCAAUUAAUGCAAAAUAAAUCUGGACCACAACAAUGUGCCUUACAACAGGCCCUUGGAGAAACAUCACAAUUUAUAAGGUCUCAUAUUACGGGCAACGUUGACGAUACGGAAUUGGUAGAAACGAAGUCGCUGAAACGUCCGCUCUACAAUGAGAAUAGCUUUUCCAGUAACAGCAGUGAAGAUGACACUUUAAUACCAAAGAAAAAAAUCUCCCGGUCAUGUAAGGGCAAAAUCUAUCAAGAGUUAAUAAAUUCUGGUCAGAUAGCAGCACCGGCUAUUAAAAAAUCAAAGUCAAUGCAACGUUUUACCACAGAGCUGUCUAGCCAACAAUCUAAUAUGUGUUGUUCUUCGGAUACCCCAAUCAUGAUGGGUGGUCAUAGAUAUGCCAAUGAAGUCAACAAUCAAUCAAUUGUAAAUGCGAAUAACAACAACAAUAAUGCCAGUAUGCAAAUGGAUAGGAGAAAUAAUUUUGAUCUGAACUCGGAAGCAACCAAUACAAGUUCUCCCGAUAUGGUCAGCUUUGAUUUGGAGGAGAAAAUCAAAGAACUUCCAGCCUUAAGUUUAGAUGAAUAUUUACAACGUAAACGUAAUACAAAAAAGAAAAAGAAAUUUACCACCAGUGGCAAGAAACGUAGCAAAUGUGGCAACAACACGGCUAGUGGUGGUCAGGGGACAAAUGGCAAUAAAAAUCAACAGCCUCAUUAUGGAACCCUUGAGGCCAGAAUAAUUCAACAACGGAAACAACAACAACAGGCUGUGGGUAGUCAAAAACGUAAGGCACGCAAAGAAAGCAUUACACGCCGCGAUGUCUCAGCAAUUGAAGAAGAAGUAGCCUCCCUGCUGCCUGUAACCAUUAAUGGUAGUUGUUAUUAUCAAGAAGCUACCACUUUGCCAUUAUCCGCAAUUACCUCAUCAUAUAAGAGUAAUACAAAAGACAUGAAUAGUCCAUCAAGCCCUAAUAGUAGCAAACCGACAUCACCAAUCAUUCCAUUGAUAUCAACAACGGCAACUAUAAUGACAACUGCUGCUGUCACUGCUGUGACACCAACAUCACAACGGGCAUUAUCCACACCAGGUGGUGAAACGGAAAUGUCCAAAGAGUCGUUGACCAAUAAUACCAAUACCUUAAAUGACAAUAUAUCAUCUACCUCAGAUUUACUCAUACUGGCCGAAGUCGCUGCCAAUCGCACUGAAAAAGAGGAUUAG
This is a messenger RNA of Musca vetustissima, 2262 nucleotides long. RefSeq lists its product as uncharacterized. Gene Ontology annotation, molecular function: DNA-binding transcription factor activity, RNA polymerase II-specific; RNA polymerase II transcription regulatory region sequence-specific DNA binding. The transcript is spliced from 3 exons. Gene Ontology annotation, biological process: regulation of transcription by RNA polymerase II. Lineage: Eukaryota; Metazoa; Arthropoda; Insecta; Diptera; Muscidae. The coding region runs from base 22 to 2262 and encodes 746 amino acids. Gene Ontology annotation, cellular component: nucleus. The record is from RefSeq and is a predicted model, not a curated record.